Molecule: messenger RNA, 2066 nt
Organism: Hyaloscypha bicolor E
Lineage: Eukaryota; Fungi; Ascomycota; Leotiomycetes; Helotiales; Hyaloscyphaceae
Product: tubulin nucleotide-binding domain-like protein
Exons: 5
Coding region: 246-1934 (562 amino acids)
Biological process (GO): mitochondrion distribution
Cellular component (GO): cytoplasm
Source: RefSeq, a predicted model, not a curated record
AUUUCACCCAAAUUGAAAGUGGAUUCUUUUGCAGCACGUGACAUGGAGCGCCAGGUUGGUUCUCUCUCUCUCAGCGUGCGGGUCCAACUCUCAACACAGCACCGAUAGCCCGAGCUUGCAUCUUAUGUGCAUCAGGCAGAAGCCAUUGUUGCCGCUCAUCUCAUGAUGCAUCAAAUUCGCACCUGCGCUUCCAAAUAACCUGAAGACCACCUGCACAGUAUCAAGACUCAACAGGACGGCUCAGGAUGCAUGAGAUCAUAACGCUUCAGCUUGGGCAGAGGAGUAACUACCUCGCGACUCACUUCUGGAACACUCAAGAGUCAUAUUUCACAUAUUCGACUGACGAGGAAUCCCUGGUCGAUCACGAUAUCCAUUUUCGACCUGGUAUUGGAGCAGACGGGACCGAAACGUUCACUCCGAGAACACUUAUCUAUGAUCUCAAGGGUGGGUUUGGUUCUCUGAGAAAGAUCAAUGCUCUGUAUGAGAUCGAGGAACCUGUGGUCCAACAUGGUGUCUGGAAUGGACCAGCAGUCAUUCAGCGACAGGCAGCUAUCCAACAAAGCGCUUACCAGCAGAGCCUCGAGGAGGGACUAGAUCCUCCACAACUGACAACGGAGUCCGUCAGGUAUUGGUCAGACUUCAAUAGAGUCUACUUCAACCCAAAGUCCAUUGUCCAGCUCAAUGAGUAUGAGUUGAGCUCAACGCUGAUGCCGUUCGAGAGUUGGGAAGUGGGAGAAGAUCUCUUCAACUCUCUCGACAAAGAACAUGACUUACUAGAUCGUGAUUUAAGAGUAUUUGCGGAGGAGGCUGAUCACAUGCAGGGUGUUCAGGUCAUGGCAGGAGUUGACGAUGCGUGGGGUGGAUUCGCGGCAAGAUAUAUGGACCGCAUCAGGGACGAAUAUGGCAAAACAACAGUUUCCUUCUGGGGACUCGAAGACGGUUUGACGUCGAUUUCAAGAGAGAAACGAAUCAUGAGGCUGUCGAACAUAGCCCGGUCACUCUCAGAAAUCGCCCCACAGGCAUCCCUUUUCAUCCCCAUGACCUUACCUACAGCUAGGUUACCUAAUUAUGUCACGGUUGAUCGUCAGUCGCCAUGGCACGUGUCUGGGCUUCUUUCGGCAGCACUUGAAAGUAUGAGCCUGCCAUCAAGACUGAAGACCAAAUAUGGAAGCCGCAAAACAAUAGACAGACUCAUCAGCGCCCUGAACAUCAAUGGCAAUCAAAACAUAGCAAAGUUGCGGAUGAGCGUCGAUCAGAAAACAGCACCGAAUAGACACCAGGGGCCAGGAAGAUUGGCUGCACCAACAGAGAGCAGAGAUUCCAGAGUGUCCUAUCAAGAUAGAAGCGUUCGCGGCUCCCAGGCAGGUGGGGACAGUGAUUUAAACACGUUUGAUAUGGACUUCUUCCCUGCGGAGACCGGUGAACAAAUCAGUAGGCGGCAAAGUAACAAGGAAUCUCACGUUUUUGGCCAAGUCGAGGGCUAUAGAGUUAAAGAAAUUACCGAUUCACAGGAAACCAGUGGGGAGGAUGAGGGAUACGAGCGCGCACGGCGACGGGCUGCUGGGCUGCCAUUGAUACAAAAUGCUCUCGUAUCGAGAACAGCCGUCAGAUCAUUCCAGGUUUCUCUGUAUGCAUGGUCGCUCGCCGCCGGGAUUCCUGCUGACUCUCACCGCAGAACUAUCACACCCCUGUUGUUUCCCCUCCUUGACAGCUUUCCCCACAUCUUCGCACAGGCAAGUGUGACCGCAUCGUUGGCCAUCAGCACAUCGUUGUCAACUGAUACGACCGUCGCCUUGCAGGUGAAAAGGCUCCAAUCUAUCGUAAGCAGGGCCGUUGCGAUAACAGAGCGGGAGGCUCUCAGUAACUCCCUAGGCGAGAUUGCCGAGGCUUACGAGGAAGGAUGGGAUAGCGAAUCAGACGAAGAUGAAGAUUGAAAUGUUGAGAGUGCGGUGAGCCUGAGGAGUCGUCUUGCGGGCAUCAUGGGUUUGCGGUUAGUUCCAAAGCUUACUGAUGAGCCGGAUCCAGUAUAUCGCAUCACAGAAUAGAGGUGCUGCACUGCGAAUGAC